AUGUCUUUCCUUCAUAAUCAUUCGUGCGAGUGCGUUAAGUCAGAAUUGGAUUUGUUUGCACUACCGUCUACACAAACUAGCAUUGAAAAUGGAUUGUGGAUUCAUUAUAAACCAAUUUCAUCUCUUGGUGAUGAUGGACCUAUCGAGUUUCAAGUUCCUGGGACCGGCGAUGACUACAUAGAUUUGUCUCAUACAUUACUCCACAUAAAGGCAAAAGUAUUAAAUCAAGAUUCAACUAACUUGGUAUCUGCUACAAUAGUAGCACCUGUAAAUAAUUUGCUACAUUCACUUUUUAGUCAACUUGAUGUUUAUUUAAACCAAAAACUUGUAUCACCACCUAAUAAUACCUAUGCAUAUCGAGCAUACAUGGAAACCCUUUUAAACUAUGCCCCUGCUGCUAAACAAUCUCAUCUUACUUGUAGUCUUUGGUAUGAGGAUACAGCAGGAAAAAUGGAUUCUACAGAUGGUAAAAACAUAGGAUUUGUUAAAAGACAGGAAUUGAUUAGUGAAAGUAAGGAAAUAGAAAUGAUUGGUCAUCUUCACGGUGACAUUUUUAACCAAGAUAAAUUUUUAAUUAAUGGUGUUGAAAUGAGUGUUAAAUUGGUUCGAUCAAGAGAGAGUUUUAAUUUAAUUGUUGGGUCAAACGAUGUAAAGUUUAAAGUUUGCAUUACGGAUGCAACUCUUAUUGUUCGACGAGCACGAAUUAAUCCAAGUGUAUUACUCGCACAUCAAAAAGUUUUAGCUUCUACCACUGCUAAAUAUCCUAUUACUCGAGCUGAAGUAAAUGUUUUAACAAUUCCUUCGGGUGUUCAAGGAAAAACUCUUGAUAAUAUAUUUUUAGGACAGGUACCGAAAAGAUGUAUAAUUGGAUUUGUGAACAAUUCUGCAUUUAAUGGUUCCCUUACUAAAAAUCCAUUUAACUUUGAAAACUAUGGUAUUAAUUCUUUCAGCUUAUAUAUUGAUGGUCAACAAAUACCUUCAAAAGCUUUGCAACCAUCUUUUAAUAAUAGCAUAUUUACAUCAGCAUAUCAUACUCUAUUCUCGGGAACUGGUAUUCACUUUCUUAAUGAAGGAAAUGGAAUCUCUUGUGAACAGUAUGGCAAAGGUUACUGUCUAUUAGCAUUUGACUUAACUCCUGAUUUAUCAGCUAACUCAUCAACUCAUUGGAAUCUCAUAAAGCAUGGUAGUGUAAGAAUAGAAGUACGAUUUGAAUCCUCAUUAAUACAAACAAUUAACUGUAUAGUUUAUGCUGAGUUUGAUAAUAUUAUUGAGAUAGAUAAAAACAGAAAUGUUACUGUAGACUAUAGUAGUUAA
Messenger RNA from Parnassius mnemosyne (clouded apollo), 1314 nucleotides. The record is from the annotation of a GenBank genome assembly. NCBI's taxonomy places the organism in Eukaryota, Metazoa, Arthropoda, Insecta, Lepidoptera, Papilionidae.